This is a messenger RNA of Rana temporaria (common frog), 3251 nucleotides long. It is a transcript of the gene ESCO1, whose product is annotated as establishment of sister chromatid cohesion N-acetyltransferase 1. Gene Ontology annotation, molecular function: protein-lysine-acetyltransferase activity. The transcript has 10 exons. The record is from RefSeq and is a predicted model, not a curated record. Lineage: Eukaryota; Metazoa; Chordata; Amphibia; Anura; Ranidae. Gene Ontology annotation, biological process: mitotic sister chromatid cohesion. Gene Ontology annotation, cellular component: chromatin; nucleus. The coding region runs from base 301 to 3108 and encodes 935 amino acids.
AGCAGCGGCGACAGGAUCAAAACGAGUCUUGAGCCGCAGUAAGGGGCGGGGCGACAGAAGUAGCUGUGUGCGCAUGCUUUGAUCGGCUUUACUGACGCUUUACUGCUCCUCCCGGGAAGUUUCUCCUGUCUGCCCGAAGCCGGUGAUCUCUCAGUGUGUACAUUCAUACGGUAGGGCUGUGCGCUGCCCUCAUAACUCGACACUUCCGGGUAUCUGUUCCAUAGGAGGUUCUGAGUGAAGGGAGAAGAACCUGAUGAGCGAAGAGGGUGGACGGCUCGAGCACUCCCCCAUCAGUCCGUGAUGACAUCACAGAAAAGGAAGUCAUCCUUGCCAGAGAACACUACAAAGCGUCAGAAGAUUAAAGAAUGUGAAAGCCAUUCUGUUACUCCUAAAAAGAGACUUGGUAUUUCUAGCAAAGCUAAAACAAAUCUGUCUUCAGCACAGAAGAAAAAAAACUCAAAAACACCAACAAAUAAAGCCAUUAAGAACUCCAAACCAUCCAAGGCAGAAGCUGGUCAAAAGAGAAGUACAGUUUUAAAAGCUACCAAAAAAAGUGCUGUAAAAAUUGUGCCUGCAAAGCGUAAAAACCUACGUAAAGCCAAAGAGGUGACUCCUUUAAAAAAGGUUACACAAAAGUCUUCCAGCAGUGCUUCAAAAGCACAGAAAAAGAAUCCGUCAAAUGUCAGAAAAACUGUGGCUAAAGAAUCCACUGCGCAAAAUAAAAGUAACAAAAUAACAAGAAGCACUAGCAAAAAUCCUGCUUUGAGAGUAACAAAAACUGUUAAAUGUGUGAAAAAGAGUGUUGGCACAAAAACCAGACCUAAAUCUGAUUUAAAGCCUGCAGGUAUAAAGAAAACAGUCAAGAAUGUAAACCAUAGCACUCCAAGCAAACCUGCAAAGAAGUGUGAUAUGCUGCCAAAAUGCAAUAAACAAGUUAAAAAGGUCAUCAAUAUAAAGAAAACCCCAGUUAGGAAAACAACGGUUAAAAAAUCAGACGUGGAACCCAAGACAAAAGCACAUAAGCCAGCACAAGCUGUUAAAAAGGCAACUGGAACACGCAAAAAGGGGUUAAAGCCAUCAGUGCCAAUUUCACAGCAAACAAUAAUUCCGGUGGUGUCCAAAAAAAGGCUUAAAGACAAUGCUAAGCAAGGAUCUGCAAAAACUGCUCCAAAGAAUUCUAAAGGACCUAGAGAAAAGAUAAAAAUUUCAGAAGCUAAAAGUAAAACAAAACAGCCUAAGAGAACUUGCCCUGUCAACCACACCAAGAACUCUGUAAAAUCUGUGUCUGUCCCAAACAGUACUGUAAAGAAAAAGAUUAAAGUUGGUAACCCAUCCAUUUCUUGCAGUAGUAGUUCUAAACAAAUGUUGGAUUCAUCCUUAAAUAAAAGAAUAUCCAGUGAAGGCAAAGCCAUCCUUUUGCCAUCCGCAGCACCAUUAAAGCGUAAGAGGAUCACAAAACCUGUUGACGGCACAACCAAAAGUAAAGCAAAAAAGCAAAAGGUUGUCCAGUCUGAAACCAAUAAGAAAAAGGAUACAUCCUCUGAAGAUGACCAGAAAUCUAAGAGAGUUAGUAUCUUGGAUUUGUGCAAUGAAAUUGCUGGAGAAAUAGAGUCUGACACAGUAGAAGUCGUUAAAGGCCCAAGUUCUCCAACUAGUCUCACUGACGAGAAGACUAAAGAUGAGAGCGCACAAAUCCUGGCAGAUGUCUCUCCACCCGUUGCUGAAAAAAGUCCAGUUUGCCAACUGAACCGUUUUUUCCCCAGUAGAAAGCCACAGAAUAUCAGAUGUAAACUGGAGAAGAAAACAAGUCCAGGAACAAGGAAUUCCAAGUGGAUAAAAAUCAAAUUAAAAAAUAGCUUUGCUCAAAAUAAUCUACUCCGAAAACGAGCCGUGCUUCCCAGCCUUGAGUUGAUGAAAGGACGACAGUCGGCACCUUGUUCCCCUGUUUCUGUAAACGCCAGAAAAUCUGAUACGUCAGCAAUGGAGAAUAAGCAUACUAAACCUGCUGUGUCUCAAAAGGUAAAAGACAAUAAUACCCAGAUAGCUGGAAGUGGGGAUAUGUUGGAGAAGACAUCUGCAGAGAAUGGCUUCUUGGAAAACCAUAUAAAGCAGGAGCUUGAGGCAGCACUUGAUGAGGGUUUCAGAUUACAUUUGGAUUCAAGUCCUGAAAAUUCUCCAAUGAAGAGAACUUCUUUGCCAGACCUCAAGCCACCAGUCACUCAAAGCAGUGAUUGCAAGCAGCUGACAGACCAGAUGGCUGCAUCUGCUGGGAAAGGGGUUGCAGUAAAACCAGAUGUACCACAAGCAAAAUCAACUAAGCCAGCCCCUGAUGUAAGCAUUCAGAAAGAAAUCCGAAAACUUAAAGAGGCCACCAAUGAUAGCAACAAGCAACCUAUUAUAGAUGCUGGACAGAAACGGUUUGGUGCCAUAUCUUGCUGUGUGUGUGGCAUGCUGUAUACUGCCUCAAAUCCUGAAGAUGAGACACAGCACCUUCUAUUUCAUAACCAGUUCAUCAGUGCUGUAAAGUAUGUGGGCUGGAAGAAGGAAAGGAUUGUGGCUGAAUAUCCAGAUGGGAAAAUCAUAAUGGUGUUGCCAGAUGACCCUAAAUAUGCACUUAAAAAGGUUGAGGAGAUCAGAGAAAUGGUGGAUAAUGAUUUGGGGUUCCAACAAGUUCCACUUCGGCUGCAUUCCAGGACAAAAACCCUUAUGUUUAUUAGCUCCGACAAGAAAGUUGUUGGGUGUUUAAUUGCAGAACAUAUACAAUGGGGUUACAGAGUAAUUGAGGAUUUUAAUCCAGGUAAUCCAUCCUCUGACACAGAGAAGUUAUUUUCUGAGAGAGGGAAAGCUUGGUGCUGUGCUACUACUCCCGAGCCGGCUAUCUGUGGAGUAAGCCGCAUCUGGGUAUUCUCAAUGAUGAGGAGGCAGAAGAUUGCUUCCAGGAUGCUGGAGUGUCUAAGAAACCAUUUUAUAUAUGGCUCUCAUCUGAAUAAGGAUGAAAUUGCAUUCUCAGACCCAACUCCAGAUGGCAAGUGGUUUGCAACGAACUAUUGUGGCACCAGUCAGUUUCUAGUAUAUAAUUUUAUCAGCGGAUCUUCUCCAUCAAGUUGAAGAUUGGACUUCAUAACUUCUUAGUUUACAGACAAAGCCUGUAUGUUUUCAGAUGCCCCUACCAAUGAACUCAGGAUGUGAACACCCCAAGGGUUGUUCACAUGUUAUUUUUAACUGGAAUAAAAGGAUUCACUAAAGCUUGA